CCAUCCUGUGCCAGGGGGGAUCCAGUCCUCCUCCUCCUCCCUCCCCAUUUCGCCCCCUUCUUUGGGGCACCAAGCCAGCCACGCGCUCCCUGGUCCCACCCACGGGGCCAGAUGCCAAGGGCAGGGCUGGGUGAAUGUGGUGAUGCGAUGGGGAUGAACUGAGUCGAGUUGGUUAUUUUAUAUAUUUUUUUCAAAAAGGAAGGAAGAGGAGGAGGAGGUGGUGGUGGUGGUAAAGAGGGCGAGGGGGUGAAGUCAGAAGAGGAAAGUUCAGGCGCAAGAAGAGCCGAUCCCGAAAAGAGACCCCCAGGAAACAUCCAGCAGGUCUCACAAUGGGCUUCCUCCUCUUUGCAGUCACAGCCCUCCAUGUCCUGAUUCUCAUCUUACUCUUCGUAGCCACAUUGGACAAGUCAUGGUGGGUCCUCCCUGAUAAAGAAACAGUUAACAUCUGGUAUGAUUGCGUACUGAAUGACACCACACACUCUUGGUUGUGUCACUCAGUGUCCGAAAGUGCAUGGCUUCAAGCAGUCCAAGCCUUCAUGGUUUUAAGUCUUCUCUUCUCCAGUUUUGCCUUCAUUAUCUUCAUGUGCCAGCUCUACACCAUGAAGCGAGGAAGUCUGUUUUAUGCCACUGGAGUUUUUCAGAUUCUUACUGCUAUCUCCGUGUUCACAGCCGCUGUGAUCUACACUGUUCAUGUGGAUGAAUUCCAGGAUAAACGGAUGCCAGGAGGCUCCUUUGGCUACUGUUUUGUGCUGGCGUGGCUCUCCUUCCCCUUGGCAGUGAUCAGCGGAAUCAUUUACAUCCACCUUCGAAAGAAGGAGUGACCCUCAACUGGGAGAUCUCUCCAUUUGCCUUGAAAAGGGGUCCCGUUCUCCUCUGAAUUUAGCUAUGUCUUAACUCUUUUGCUGUUUCCAAAGGCAAUCAUGGUACAAAAUCCUACACGAUCCACUGGGGUUAUUUGCACUGUGAGUGAAUAACCUCUGCUCUGCGUGUUAUCAUGUACUUCACAUGAUAGGGCAAGUUAAAGGUGUGCCACCUUACCCUGGGCAUUCCCUGGCCUUUUGAGGUAUUUACAUGCAUUGCGCAUGUGAAUUGUUUGCUGGCAGAAUGAAGUGCCAUGGUAUUCAGGGAACAUAUCUCUGGUGUUCUCUGGCUAGAAAUGGUUGCUUUGUUCCUUUAAAAAAUUAUAUACAUGAGAAUAGAGAACCAACUUUUGCUUUUCCAAACUUUCCAUUUUUUAAUAAAAUAAUAUUCCACAGUGUGGCCAAGAACCAACCCUUACCUUUAAUACCUAUUUUGAAAAGAAGAAUGUGUAGGUUGUGUGGGUCUAUUUCCAAAAUAUUUGUUUUCAACACUGCAAUGUAGAAAUUAUUCCAACAUAAGCUUGUUUUAAAAGGGGGCUCAUAUUUAAUAUGUUUGAAACUCAUGCUGAAAGAUCAGGUGGGCUGAGAUGUAGGAAAUUGAUAAAUUCUAAUAGAAAGUCCUAAAAUCAUUUACAUUUUGGAGAAGAAGAAGAGAUAGAAAAUGAGUAUGUUUUGUGCACAGCAGAGCUUUUCAUGAACUCAAAAUCGGAAGCAACUAUCAACUGUUGAAAUAUAUGUGAAGAUAACACAACUCUAAUUCGGCUAUAGAAAUUACUCAUAGCGUUGAGUUUCAUUUUCAUUAUGGUAACAUAAGGGUGUUUUGAAAUUACACACACUUUGAAAACAACAUCAGCAGUUCAGGUGUUAACUUGACAUAUUUGAGAGUGCAACCUAAAAAUAUAAAGGGGUGAUAAUGUUUGCAAAUAUAUUUUGCUUACUGAAGGAACCACGAUUGGCUGUAAUUCUUUGUUUACUGACCCCUCAAUUGGCCAAUCUGUUUGCCCUUGUGUAAUAUGUGAAAUAGCUCUGAGAAAGAUAUUCUGGUUAUGUGCAUUUCGUUAGAGCAGAGACAUAGGCAACAACCAUCAUAGCUCCCUUCCCAUCUUGCAUUCCAACUAAGUGUUUUCCUACUCUUUCUCGCUAAGUAUGAGUCCAUAGUGGUACUGAAAUUAUAAAAAGAUGGCAUGGGCUGGGGAAACCAAGCUCAUAAUUUCAGCUCCACUUCUAAAACUGGGGAGAUCCUGCCUGCCUCCUUCUACAGCAGUGCUUCCCAACCUUUGGUCCUCCAGUUGUUUUGGACUUCAACGCCCAGAAACCCUAGCCAGCUUACCAGCUGUUAGGAAUUGUGAGAGCUGAAGUCAAAAAUACCUGGAGGUCCAAAGGUUGAGAACCACUGUUCUGUAGACAUCCCCAAUAUGAUGGCUUCCUGAGAAGUUGGAGUACAGCUCCCAUUAUCUCUUAACCAUGGAUAGAGUUGUAGUCUGACACAACCGGAGGGCACCAUGUCGGGCAAGCCUGCCCUACUAAUUGCACAAACAGUUGUAAUUAGAAUUGAUUUUGCUCUUCCUGUUGCCUUAAACGGGCAGUUUGCUUCCUAGUCUCAAAAACGGGUUCCUUUCAUGACAUAUCUAUAACCGAAAUCAGUAUUGUACGUCCUGACCUCCCCAUGUCCCCUUUUAUCAUCUUGAUGUGGCCUUUUUAUAUUUUAUAUGCAUUUUAAGAAUAAAAGUAAUUAUAAAUCAA
Molecule: messenger RNA, 2603 nt
Organism: Anolis carolinensis (green anole)
Lineage: Eukaryota; Metazoa; Chordata; Lepidosauria; Squamata; Anolidae
Gene: emp3
Product: epithelial membrane protein 3 (MAM blood group)
Exons: 5
Coding region: 330-821 (163 amino acids)
Cellular component (GO): plasma membrane
Source: RefSeq, a predicted model, not a curated record